Penicillium samsonianum is the source of this 4500-nucleotide messenger RNA. RefSeq names its product kinetochore-microtubule binding complex subunit SPC105. The transcript is spliced from 5 exons. The coding region runs from base 1 to 4500 and encodes 1499 amino acids. Gene Ontology annotation, biological process: mitotic spindle assembly checkpoint signaling; mitotic sister chromatid biorientation; protein localization to kinetochore. The record is from RefSeq and is a predicted model, not a curated record. Lineage: Eukaryota; Fungi; Ascomycota; Eurotiomycetes; Eurotiales; Aspergillaceae.
AUGUCAACUCGACCCGACUCCGCGGCUUUGCGACCGCCACGAGCUCGUCGGUCUAUCGCUCAUGUCCCGCGGUCUAGGAUGACGUCUGGUUUGGACAAGGAGAAUGCGACACUUGAAAUUGGCGCAGCUCAGCCAUUUUCGAAUAAUACAAAGCCUACUAUGAAAGACAAGAAGUCUCGGAGCAAGAGUUUGGGGCCCGGUGGACUUGAUGCCCUCCAGAAUUCGAACGGCAAUCGUCGCCAGUCUACGGCUUCUUUCCCACUAAAGUCUAUUCUCAAACCUACAGUCCCUGUCUCUCCAGUGCGAACCAUCCCGUCAUUUGAGGAAACGCGCCGACGUACACCAGCUCGUAGUAAACAGCAGACACAUGACGGCACGAUGGACGGACAGGGCCAAAGUGAUCAAGGGAAAGAGGGUCUCUUGAUUGACUUUGAAACAACACCAGGACCUCCCACUGCAGAUAAUGACAAUGACGACACGGCGAACCCGUUUGAUACAUUUAAUGCGACUUCUGCCAUACGCGAGGAGAUGGCUGCUACCAAGGAGCGCGACGAACAGGAGCGCAAAGAUCGUGAACGACAAAAUAUUUUAGAGAAACGAGCGGCGCGGAGGAAAUCAAUGGCAAAUCGCCGAGUAUCCUUUGCCCCCGAGGCAACUCUACACACCUGGAACGUGGUGGAAAUUCCCGACGACUCAACCUCCUCCUCUGCCGCCAACUCAACAAGACGCGCAUCUGCUGCCGCAAACUCCCAGGACCAACCUGCCCCCGUCUCGCCCACUAAAGAUGCCCCGUCUUCGCCAGCAGAGUCGGAAUUCGGAUUCUCCCCUGUCCGCACACAAGAUCUGGACCAGAUAAGAGGUCGCUCAUCAUCUGGGGGUGGCGACGAUGGCGCCCAUGAUCUAUCUUCUAGUCCGUUCAGCGGAAGCUCAGUAGGAAGCGAAGACACCGGCGCCCAAAGCCUAGCUGGAGAAGAGGACGAUGGCGAUUCUCCAGACUCCGACGAUGGAUUUGAUGCCGAGAGUACUGCAAUGAGCAUGGAUGAUAUGACGGCGCGCUCAGGUAUGAGUGUCCAAUCAGACGCAACUUCUAGCUCAAGCUCUAGUGCCAGACUCAACGAAGCACUGCGCCAGGCCGCACAGGAAGCAGGAACCGAACUUGAUGAGGACGGAGAGAUGUCAAUGGAAAUUGCGGAUCAAGAAAUAACCGGUGCUUUCCAACCGUGGAUCAAAAAGGGCCAAAGACAGAGCUUUGACUGGGGAGAUAUUAGCACGCGACAGGAUGAGGAGAACCUCGAUCCAUCCAAGGAUGCCACUUCUCAAGGAUUACCGGAAUCAGAUGAUAUCGACGAAGACCUCAGCAUGGACGUGACGAAUGCCGUAGGACGCAUUCUUGGCAAGUCUCCCGGCCGUCGCCAGAGCACGGCUCGUCGCCAUUCCGUGGCAGAAGAAUCAAAUUACGGGGAUCAGACUAUGGAGAUGACCAAUGUCGUCGGUGGCAUCGCGCAGGAGGAUUCGCCAUCAAAAUUUUCAGAGAUUGGCAACGAGGAUGAAGGAAUGACAAUGGAAUUCACUUCGGCCGUUGGCAAAAUCUUGGGCAACCAGCCUACUUAUGCCUCCAACUCUGAUCACAUGAACUUCGAUCAAGACAAUGAGUCUGAUGAUGGUAUGGACAUGGAGAUGACUGGUGCGAUUGGUGGUAUCCUACAGUCAGGGAUCGAAGCCAAUGACAAAGUGCACGCGAAGAUGAUAAUGGAGCUCGAAACCGACUCGGGCCAGCUUGCUAGCUCGCCUUUCCAAGACAAUGUUCGGCAGUCUCCUGCCAAGUCCCCUGCUAAAUCACCUCUGGCUUAUCAAAUUGCUGCUGUUGCAUCCGAAAAUGGGAGCCCCAGUUUGGCAGCUGUGCGAGCUAGGCCUUCCCGGCGUAGCUCCACUCCAGGAUCAUCGGGCACGCUAGGGUCGGCCAGCCGGCAACGAUCACCAAACACGAAGCCAUUGACUCCGCCCAAACAGUCCACCCCCCAAGCGAAACCUACCACCCCAAGCAAGACACCUCCCUCCAGCAAUGUUACUUUUAGAAGUGCAUCACCAAAGAAGCUCUUCCAGCCCGAGCUCCAGCAAUCAGCAGAUAAGCGCAAGUCUCUACGCCAAAGCCUGUUCGAGCAUAACAUAGCAACGGGAGAGUCAACCCCGCUCUUCAAGUUGCAACCACGCGAGGGCCGUCGCUCUUCUGGUCUAGGAAUUGACAAAGAAGGUCUUGGAUCUCCUCGCGUGGCGGCCUUACUUGACAGGCGCCAGUCGCUUGGAGAUAGUACGCCCCAGUUCGUUCCGCAAGAACAGCCCCGAUCCGGUGUACGCUUCGAGGAUCCUCUGCAGAUGCAGGCUGAAGAAGAACGUGAACGCGAAGAAGAGGAACUCCGAGAGGACGGCCAUAUCACAGGGUCGCAGUCAGAUCGGGACGUAACCCCAAGCUUGAAGGAUAUGAUUUCAAAUCUGAGCCCGAAGAAGACUAGGAUUGGCAGUCGCAAGAGUCUCCAUGUUGGGGCUGCUCGCGGGGUUCUGGGCAAGCGCCCGGUCGAGCUGGACUUAGAUGAAGAUGAAGUCGAGAAUUCGCCCAAGCGACUCCGUGGCCACAAUGUCAGCCCAGUCAAAGGUGUCAAGUUGCCAACACCGAUGUUUAGGGAAGGCAAUGUUCGUCGGUCAAUUCUUUCGCCCGUCCGUAGAGCUGCUAGCUCAUCGCCUCCCAAGGGCAGCACCACGCCUUCCCAGCAACCACGGAGUGCUUCCCAGACGUCGACAACUCCUCUCAAGCAUGGAAUUGAUGCUCUUCAUAUCGCUUCUGAUCCUCAACGGCCGGAAGAAGAAGAAGAUAAUGCUCCUAUUGAAGAACCCCCUGUAGAAAUUGAGUCUAUUCAGUUGCAGGACUUCCUGAAAAUGACCAAUAUUCAUUUCAUGGAACUUACUACGACAAAGAGACGACACACCACUGCCCCUGGCAGUGCCACCAAGAAGCUGACACGACCCUCUGGUGAGAACAUGCCUAAACCAGGCUCCAUAACAUUUGAUGAUUGUGUAGCAGCUGGCUUUUGCACAGUGCCAAUGCUUGAACUGUACCAGCAUUCAUGUCGGGAGUUGAAAUCCUACAUCUCUGAAGGCCGGCAAGUGAUCCGCUCUAUUGAGGCGGAAACAUAUGCCGAGAAUCCAGCUCUCUUCAAGGAGUAUGUCACCGCUCCGCCAGAUAUCCGAGUCAUCAUGGACAAUCAAUUCCGAAACGUCAAGACCCAUGCCCGCCUGCUGAGUAAGGCCACAUGGUACGAAUGGCGGAUGAAGUUGCUUGAGGGGUUAAAGGAAGGGCUCAUCCGCCACGCGGACGAAAUGAAAGCAGACGACGAUCUGCUAUCUGAACGAGAAGAGUUGCUUAACAGGAACGUGCCGCUACUCGUGGAGAAGCACGCCUCUCUCGAGCAAGAGGCAACCAAUCUACAACAGUUGGUGGAUGAGAUGGAGAACUGUAAUCAAGAUGAGCUACGCAGUACGCGCAGCAAGCUCUCUGAGGUGGACUCCGAAAUUGCAGCCAAGAGACGGGAACUGGAGCAGUUGCAGGAGGAAGUCCAGGAGAAGACGACCAUCAUCGAGGCCGGGGCGGAAAUGCGGGAUGAGUUCCUGGCUCAAAUCCAGAAGGCAGAGCGCGUGAAAGAAGAGUGCCGUGGCUGGAGUGCCCGGGAGAUCAACGAAUUGAAGGCCUCCGUCCAACGAAUUCAGCAACAAACGGGCUGGUCUAUCGUUUCGGCCUCAACUCCUUCAGAUGCCGAGGGACCUCUAUUGAAGAUGGCUUACCGGGACCAGCUCCAACUAGAGUUCUACCCUGGAGCUUUCGCCUCCAAAAACAACGGUCAAGACGAGGGAAAGAACUACCCGAUGGAACUGACUUCCCAAAAGAAUGCCAACAUUUCUCCCAUUGCAUCCUUGGUCCUCCACUCGCUGCAGCACCAUCUGACUACCAUCCAGCAAUCCACUGUCGCACCCAAGCAGCUCUUGCGCUUCAUCUCUAGCGCAUGGGACCGCACAGUUGGGCUUGAAAACGAAGCGCGCAUGCUGGAAUUUUGUGGUGUCACCCGCCUCACCCUAUCCAAGCCUGAUGAGGGCUCUCUUUCUUUACGCACACGCUGCACGCUUCUCGGCAAUGCCACCGUCUCCACACCUGGCCGUAAAGGCGCUGCCUCGAAGAACAGCAGUGCCAAGAGAAUCGAUGUUGACUUUACUGUCCGUACCCGCAUUGAUAAAACCAAUGCAGAGAACACCAUCGGUUUCUUGGACUUUGAUAUUGACGUUCUGGCGACGAAGGUCUACGGUUUCGGAACAGGCAGCAAGUCUGGUCUUUCAAACAAGGAGUUGCAAAGCAUUCUUGGCAAAGGCCUUGGUCGGGAUAAGGACGGUGAUGUCCAGCUAGGAAACGGCGUGUGGUGCAAGGCAGUGCGCACGCUCACGGGAUCUGUGUUUUAG